AUAACAAUAAAACUGAAGCGAUCUUAUGUAAACAUCUGAAAAAUCGGCCGAAAAAGUCACUUUUACGCCGAAAUAUCCAGUCUCUUUAUCAGCGGCCACGUGGAGUUGGACCCAAAGGAUAUUUUUGUGGUGGAAGAUGACGAGAGGGGUUUUAAUUACUCGACGCCACCGAUCGCUGCUCUCCGGCCCCUUUGCCCCGUUUCCGGCCUUCUUCUCCGUCUCUCCUCGUCUGAAUUUGCUUUCCGCCAUGGAUCGGCUGCCUGCAGCGGCGGCGAGGGGCAAAGAAGGUAGCAGCGUGGAGAUCGGGUGGACCAACGAGAAGCACGCCACCUACCUCCACUCCCUCGAGGUUUCCUUCGUCACGCGCGUCUUCCAAAGCUCCGCCGCCGACCAGUUCCAGUACGACCACCUCAACGGCUACGACUACCACCACCAGCCGCUCGACCGCCACCUCCCGGACUCCUGCGAUUCCACCCUUGACUCUAUUACUCUCGAUCUCAGUCACGCCAAACAGUACCGUGACGCAGACCCGCAUCAUUCUAAGGACAAAAGGUCUAAGAAGUGGAAGAAAAGGCGAACUUCUCUGGUCCAAAAAGCUUCACAAAAAGAGCAAGUCCCCCCUGAAAGCGUCACCGGUUCAAGCUCUGGCCACGAAAGCGCAUCUUAGGGCACAAAAUUUACUAAAUCCUCUGCGGUUGAAGCCAUAUCCGAGCAUCUUCUGAUCAUCUCUGCCAAUUGAUUCAACACGGCUGCCGGAGAAGUGCAGAAGAAGUUGGUGCACCAGCAUUUCGGUCCGUAUAGCUUUGCUUUUCCUUUUCUCCAUUUCCGAGUAGUAUUGCCUAGCUCGAGCUUCUGGGUAAUGUUUUUCCAAGUAGUGGAAUGUGCCGGGGUAAAAGAUACUUGCUUCUUUGGUAGUUUUAGAAGCAAUCUUAUCAUCAUAUAGUGAUAUAUAGUAACUUUUCUGUCUUCUGGAAUUGCAUUCAAUAGAUAUAAAUCCUUUUGUGGUUAA
Molecule: messenger RNA, 1009 nt
Organism: Nymphaea colorata (pocket water lily)
Lineage: Eukaryota; Viridiplantae; Streptophyta; Magnoliopsida; Nymphaeales; Nymphaeaceae
Exons: 3
Coding region: 137-667 (176 amino acids)
Source: RefSeq, a predicted model, not a curated record